AUGCGGCUAGAGGUAUGCGAAGAUAUAGCUUAUAGUCACCUAAAAAACGGUCUGAACUCGUAGGAAAGCUAGUAUGCCCGAUUACACGAGGCUCGUGUGACGAGGACUGGGAGCUGCACGACAACGUGUCCGCGUUUUAACGAGAUCUACGUGAAUUCUUUCGUCGUGGUCACGGCUCGCUUCGUGCUACUGGCAACGCUGUUUCGAAAUCGGCCGCCCCGUCGGAAAGUUGGCGCUGCUAGCGCUAACAUGGCGUACCUAUCCUGUGGAUAGUGUUUUGUAGUGUUUGUGAUAGGACGUAUAUUUUUGUUUAGUCGUGAAAAAUCAAGGUCGCAGUGUGUUGUGCACUUCUACGGACCAAAUGUUGGACGUCUUCGCGCUAGCCGCAACACUGCCCGAGGCGCUUGGCACGCUCCACCGAGGCCGAUGUCGAGAUGGAAGCAAGACUGGAUAGGCCCACGGACGAAGGCAGCAGUGACAGUGCUGCUGCCCGUCUGGCACCGCAAACGGCCUCCUCGCCCGUGGUGGCCGACAGCACGCAGGGCAGUGCCGUGGAAGAAGAGUGCCCCCGUGUGACCGAAAAGCCCGGUACCUCGGAACGGUCUGGUGCUGGAACUAGGGAGGGCGUCCCCGAGGGUAAAGGUGCCGUGGAUGAUGACGGCGGUCAGGAUAAGCGCGAAGGAACGCCCGUACAGCAAACUGGAGACUCUCCCAAGGCGUCCGGCGUGUUGUUGGCAUCGCCUGUCAGAGACAGCGGUGGUGUGGUGUCUCCCCUUGUGGUGAAACGAGGCCCUGGCAGGCCACGAAAGGAUGGCAGCAGUCCCGUGCAACGCAAGAAGCUUUCCAGUCACAGCUUCCCUGGCCGGCCCAGGGUGCGAUCGCGGAAGCCAAGCUUGCUGUCGCUGGCAGGCAGCAGUGGCCAGACACCACCCAGUGGUUCCCUGCUGGAGCGGUCACCAGCCCCCUACGAGAUGGAUCUGGAGCACUCCGCACAACCUCCGCUGACGCCUCAAGCCAGCACUUCCAUGUCAGAUAGUGCACAUUACGAUCAGCCUGGUCCUGGAGAAUCUCCGCAUGACAAGCAAGAUGAGCUCUCACCAGAAGGGUCGGAGCGUGUCUGUGCGCUGUGCAACCUGGGUGACGGCAGAUCCAUGGGUCAGGGCAAGCUGGUGCGUUUCGAGCCCACCCUGGGCUUCCAGCCGUUUCGCAGGGCAGCCAAACUGGUGCAGAGGGCACCGUCGUCCAGUGAGGAGCGCGCCUCCGCCUCGCAGGGAAGCACCACACCUCCCCUGCGCCGAGGCGGCAAAGGACUUCGACUGUCCAGGGGAAAACCUUUCUCACGACUCUCUGCCGAAUUCAAGCCUCCAAGCAGCACUGAAGAGAUGCUGACAGUGGGCUUUGCGGAAGAGCCUGAUGUUGGGACACUUUUUGAGCCUUCUGGCCACACCUAUGUUCAUCGAAACUGUGCUGCAUGGUCGGAAGGUGUUUGCCCCGGAGAAGAUGACAGCCUCAUUCAUGUUGACAAAGCUGUCUUUUACGGCAUGUCCCAGAUUUGUAGCGGGUGUCAAAAGUAUGGAGCAAGUAUUCGGUGCCACCUACCAGACUGUGGCUUGAUCUUUCAUUUCCCCUGUGCAGCAGCGUAUGGUUGUUUUCAAGACAUGAAGGCCCUGAUACUUCUCUGCCCCUCCCAUGCCGACAAAGCCGUGUCCUAUGUGGGUUCGCAGGCCAACUGCCAGUCCUGUGAAGAGAUGGUGUCCGUGCCCGAGCUGCUCUUCUGCACCGUGUGCGGUGCACACUACCAUGGCUUCUGCCUGGAUCCCCCCGUGGGCGUCACUCCGACCUCUCGUCUCGGCUGGCAGUGUCCCGACUGCAAGACCUGCCAGGGGUGCAGGCGAGCUGGUGAUGAUGCCCGGCUACUGACAUGCGACGUCUGUGACAAGGCCUUUCACGUCUACUGUGUGAAGCCGAUGGUGGCCAAUGUUCCUAAGCACGGCUGGAAGUGUCAGAGUUGCCGGGUGUGUGGGGACUGUGGCUCGCGAACCCCGGGGAGUGGGCCCAGCUCUCGGUGGCACAUGAACUACUCGGUGUGCGACAGCUGCUACCAGCAGCGCAACAAGGGCGUUGCCUGUCCGUUGUGUGGCAAGGCCUACCGGCAGUUCAGCAACCGAGCCGAUAUGGCCCAGUGCACCGUGUGUCGAAAGUUCAUUCAUGUUGAAUGCGACAGCCAGCUUGCAAGCAGUCCCAAAGAUGGCGACUACGUUUGUCCAGUGUGUAGCAAUAUGAGGCAGCAGGCGGCACUAUCACUGUCUGGCAAGUCCGAGCUGUCUGUGAGAUUGCGAGUGCCAGCCUCUGACGGGUCACCUGACUACAUGUAUGGCUCACAAAGGGACAUUGCAUCCUGUGGCAAUGAUGACUCGCGUUCCAGCAACGACAAUGACGUCCUGCAGCAGACGUCUUCAGGAGGCAUGCAGUCCCCCGAGAACGAGUCCAAGUUCCCACCUCCAUCCCAUCAUUCAUUAGGAAAGCCACCAUUUGCCCGCUUCCCAGGAAAACGAAGGUUCGGCGUGGGGCGGGCAAGAGCAUCUAGCGGAAAGUUUGCUGCCAAACGGAGAGCGAAAGCCGUCGAGCUCCGUCGAAAGCGAGGACCAAAACCCAAACUCAAGCCCUAUUAUCCCUGUUGGAAUAUUUCUCAGGGAGCCACUGCUGGCCCUCCUGAAGCCAAAGAUAAGCAGGACGAGUCACAGAACAAGAUGGUUCUUUUCUCGGCCAAAGAUGACUUUGUCCUGAGCCAGGUGAGUGGAUUGGUGGGGGGGGGCCACUGCAAUGGAUGUACUUUCAAUUCAAUUCAGUUUAUUUCGACAUCAAAGUAAACAUUACAGUACUCA
This is a messenger RNA of Rhipicephalus sanguineus (brown dog tick), 2885 nucleotides long. It is a transcript of the gene Lpt, whose product is annotated as histone-lysine N-methyltransferase 2C. The transcript has 18 exons. Bases 435 to 2870 code for a protein of 811 amino acids. Gene Ontology annotation, cellular component: MLL3/4 complex. NCBI's taxonomy places the organism in Eukaryota, Metazoa, Arthropoda, Arachnida, Ixodida, Ixodidae. Gene Ontology annotation, molecular function: histone H3K4 methyltransferase activity; histone binding; transcription coactivator activity. Gene Ontology annotation, biological process: positive regulation of transcription by RNA polymerase II. The record is from RefSeq and is a predicted model, not a curated record.